Messenger RNA from Rotaria sp. Silwood1, 926 nucleotides. The record is from the annotation of a GenBank genome assembly. NCBI's taxonomy places the organism in Eukaryota, Metazoa, Rotifera, Eurotatoria, Philodinida, Philodinidae.
UAUUAGGUGUUGGUUUGAAAUGUCAAGACCAAAAAGAUCAAAAUGAAGAUGGUUUAUUUAAUCGAUUUAUAAUUGCUGUUGCAUAUAAGCAUCGUCCUAAUCGUGAAACAAUUGAACCAAAUAAUAAGAUACCAAAGCUUGCUCAUUUAUUUUAUUUAACUAAAAAACUUCAUCGUAAUACAGAAGAAUAUAUUUAUGACGAUGAAGCAAAAAAGUUUAUAAAAGACGUAAUUUAUAAUUAUGAUAUGUUUUCAUCGGAUAAAUCCAAUGAAGAUGAUUUUCUAGCAAGUUGUUAUCAAAAAUCAAUGGAGCGAGUUGAACGUUUAUCACUUGCUCUGCAUAUUUUUAAAAUAUGUUCUCGUCGUUUAUUUAAUAUGGUGGAACAUGUUGAAUCAUUUGGUGUUCUCAAUGAUCAAUUUAAAACAAUAUGUACAGAACAAGAAUUAAAUGAAGGUGAUCAUGUAAUUGAUUAUGACACGUGCUUUCGUGCUUCUCUAUUAACCAAAUUUUAUCUUAACCAAACCAAAAUACUUGCCGGUUAUGAUCCAUUCACAGAUCAUAUUUUAAUAAAUAAAAAAUAUACUAUGGAUGUACCUGAAAGUGAAGUAAAACAUAUAAAAAAAUACAUUGAAAAUCAUCCAUCUGAUCGUCUUCUUCUAUCAUCACUUCCAGCUAAUUUGAAAAGAAAAAUAAGUAAAGAUCAAUAUUUAAAUAUACUUCGACAAAUGGAAGAAGAAGGCAAAGGUAAAAUUGAAGAAACAAACAAUACAACAGGUCCGAAAGCAAUUGUGUUUAUAAAAAAGAAAAAAAUUGAACAACAACCAAAUAUAGCUUCAACAACAAAUCAACAACAAACAAAUGAAAUUUCAUUAGUAAAUCAUCAAGAAACAAAUGAACCUUCAUCAACAAACCGAUCUGCUAAUUGA